AUGAUAAAGUCAACGAUCAAGGUUGCCAAACUACAUUCCACUGGAGACCUCAAUCUAAUGUUACGUUAUAACGCCACUCAAAUGUUCAUUGAAACACUCAACAAUAUUAUUCCCAUUGGCGACAACAACAACAACCAGUACCCAAUCAACACUAAGUUGUUAUGGAGCUCAAUAAGGUAUAACAACACAACAGUAUUCAAUCAUUUGUCAUUCAAGAUAUCAUGGAUGACCAUCGACAUUAAUGAACUUGGAUAUGAGAAAGCCAACUCUAUCAUUUGUGGACAUGGCAAUGUUGAGAUCAUGCAACGUUUGAUCGGAUCGAUAAGGUUAAAGAGCAUUCCAAACAGAAUGAUCAACAUCACUUUGCUGAUGGACACUGGCAACGAGCAGUUUGUUGGUCUGGUACUCAAACAUAUGGAUGAAGAAUUUGGCGACACAGACAAUCGCGAUUGCCACAACUAUGAUAAUCAUGACAACUUCAAGUUCAGGAGUCGUGGCAUCAGUGUUGGAAUUCUCAAAUUGAUGAACGAUGCAUACGUCCUGUAUGAUUACUCGAGCAUUUGGAAGAGGGCACUGUCAAGCGUAAAGUACAUCAUUGACCAUUUACCUGAUAGGCAAAUGAAAGUACUAUUGCCAUAUUAUGGUGGUAACAAUAGUCUGAUGAUCAAGUGUUUGAAGGGAUGUGCCAAAGUUGGCAACUUUGACAUGUUCCAAUUGUUGAUCAACACAAAGAUUGGCGCAAAAGUAUUGGAGAAAGUCUAUAUCGUCAACGAGGCAAGAUACUGUGGUCAGUUCAACUUUAUCCAGUAUCUCAUCAAACACUCCCAGACUGGAUCAGUUGCGAACUCUACACAACGUCAUGAGUUUGGGUUACCAGCAUGGUUUCGCUCGAGUGAUCAAGUUGUGCUAUGA
This is a messenger RNA of Acytostelium subglobosum LB1, 912 nucleotides long. RefSeq lists its product as hypothetical. The transcript has a single exon. The record is from RefSeq and is a predicted model, not a curated record. Bases 1 to 912 code for a protein of 303 amino acids. NCBI's taxonomy places the organism in Eukaryota, Evosea, Eumycetozoa, Acytosteliales, Acytosteliaceae.